Perkinsus marinus ATCC 50983 is the source of this 264-nucleotide messenger RNA. RefSeq lists its product as hypothetical. The record is from RefSeq and is a predicted model, not a curated record. The coding region runs from base 1 to 264 and encodes 87 amino acids. The transcript has a single exon. NCBI's taxonomy places the organism in Eukaryota, Perkinsozoa, Perkinsida, Perkinsidae.
AUGGGCGAUUGCGCCGAACUUGCUAGCAGUCUCCGCAACCCGGUCAACAUUUACGCUCUAAGGGCCUUGAGCGGCCUCAUCGGUACGAAAGCGAAGGGCUCGGAGGCUCAACCCGAGCCUGCUGUCGAGCUGAUGCGGCAGAAGUUCGGGAAGGCGUACAACGUACAUAUCCCUUCAAGAUAUCUACUCUCGGCUAAGAUCUUCGCCAGGAUCCGUAAAGGCGAGCACCGGUGCGCGAGGACGAAUGCGGUUUCGCCCCAGUGA